AUGUCUGACGCAACUGAAUCCACCUUCACCAACGGCGAGACCAAGCUCAUCAUCAGUAUCAUCAAGAACUUGACUGGUGAUCUUCAGUCAGACUGGGAAAAGGUUGCCGAAGAGAUGAACUACAAGGACGCCGGUGUCGCCCGCACCCGCUGGAACCAGACCCGCCGCAAGAAGAUCACCGGACCCGCCGGCACCACCAAGAAGACCGCAGCCAAGAAGGGCGGCAGAAAGGCCGCUACCAAGAAGGACACCGCCGACUCCGACGACGAGGUUGUGAAGCAGGAGGAAGAUGCCGAAGCCGAAGCCGACGAGGAAGAAGAAGAAAAGGUCACCAAGAAGCCUGUUGCUCCCAAGAGCAAGGGCAAAGGCAAGGCAUCCGCCAAGACCAAGAAGAACGACAGUGAUGAGGAGAGUGAUGAGGAGACCAAGCCCAUCGCAAAGAAGAAGGGUCGUCCUGCCAAGAAGACUGGUGGAAAGAACAACACCAACAAGCGCAAGGCUGCCGCUUCUUCUGAUGAGGAAGACGAGAAGGUCAUUGCCAGCAAGAAGGUCAAGACUGAGGAUGACGAGGAGUCUGAGGCUGCUGUUGGUGCUGAUGACAAGGAGGAGGAGGCUGAGCAGAGUGAGGUCUGA
Messenger RNA from Aureobasidium uvarum, 633 nucleotides. NCBI's taxonomy places the organism in Eukaryota, Fungi, Ascomycota, Dothideomycetes, Dothideales, Saccotheciaceae. The record is from the annotation of a GenBank genome assembly.